This is a messenger RNA of Clonostachys rhizophaga, 219 nucleotides long. NCBI's taxonomy places the organism in Eukaryota, Fungi, Ascomycota, Sordariomycetes, Hypocreales, Bionectriaceae. The record is from the annotation of a GenBank genome assembly.
AUGAGCUCUUCGCCUCUUAACCAGCCAUGGAAGACGAACGAAGAAGUCGUCAAAUUCAUGGAGAGCAUGAAGGGUACGGACCUUGGCAGUGGUAGACACCACAACUACAAGAAGGGCGAGACCAUGCACAUUGGUGGGCAGAGCCGAGGCCAGCAAGAUGGCAAGCCUGGUGAACUUGACGUUCUUUAUGACACUGAGCAGGCUAAGGAGGACUUCUAG